GAAAGCAUCUUAAUUUAGAGUGCGGUCUCAGCUGGUCCUGCCAUUCCAGAUAAACAGAGAAACCAUUCUGAAUUAGGGAUGGGGGUGAGGAUGGGAACAAGAGUCUGUGUCCUGCCGGGGCAGGCCAUUGGAAGAUGUGAAAGAGUUGUCUGUUUCCUUCCACCGGACGGAAGCUUCAGGUCAGCCAGGUGUCUGGAGUGUGAACCCUGUACCAGCACCGGAAGGUUCUAGAAGUCAGACUUUUGGGCAGUGUGUCAUUAACUCUCAGCAUGCAGGCCUCGCUUGGCCCACAGCAAGGUCCUCUCGCCUCCCUUUGGGUAAAUACUGAGGGGUGCCUCUGCAGGACGGGACCUCUGCCAGACUCUACUCCAUCCCCAGAGAAGCAGGGAAACCAAAAUUGGAGUCAGCCUUGAGGUGUAGCUGUCGAGCCCUCGGCAGCUGGGGAGAGCUGGCAGAUGCUGCCCUCCCCCCAGUUUCCAAAUGGUGUUGUUUGAAAAGGGGCAGGGGACAGGGGGACAGAUGGUGGGAAGAGCACAGCGCAGACACCUGGCACCAGCUCUGAAGGCAGCAUGGCAGCUACACCGUUGGCUGGGAAGGGUGUGCCCCUGAAGAAGUUGUUUACAUUCUCGAGUCACUUUUCCUAGAGUGUACAAUGGACCUGUGGGAAAGCCUGUAUGAAAGGGUAAUGAUGAGGGACUUAGCACAGUGUCCAGUAUUUUGUAGGAAUUGGAUAUCAUCAUAGGAGCUCAAUUUUAUUGGCAUUGCUGUUGUUGGAUGGUUAAAGGGGUGGUACCCCUUUUCUCAGACUCCCCUGAAAUGUAUGGUUUGCUCUGAACCCAGAGACCGAUGACAGGUCUGCCGAUGUGGUUGGGUGCAGCUGUAAGUUGCUACAGGAAAGUGUUUGAGGGGGACAAGUCAGAGGUGACUUUGCCCCCUCCCUCAAUUCCAGAUGAGGAAAUUCAGGCCUGAAAAGGGAAAGUGACCACCUCAAGGUCUCAUGCCCCGGAGGACCCAGCAGGAAUCCAAGACCUCUGAAAAGGACGGGCAGGGCUCUUGCCACAGCUAGGGGUGUGGCCAUGGGAACACAGGUUUUCCAUCCAUGGAAGAUACCUGAGGGAUUUUCUCUUCCUCCCUAGGGCCAGCAUCAGAGGAGUGAAUAGCUCAGUUAGCUCAUCUCAGGGGCCAUGUGCCCUGGGAGGUGGUUUGCCACUUUCACGGUUGGACUGAGUUGGAGAGAAACACAGACCCACCCAGGGGUGGGGACAAGCUCCCUGCAACCCAGGACUUGCAGAUCACUUGCCCAAGUGGCUCCCUAGCUCCUGGCUCCUGGCCCGGGCCUGGGACUCUCCCCUAAGUGGGGCUGGCCACUGUGAGGAGCUGACUGGAGGCAGGGACCUCUUGGAUGGCUCAGGCAGUUGGGAUGCCACUUCUGAUAAAGCACGUGGUGGCCACAGUAGGUGCCUGGUUGCUCCACAGCCCGGCCCGAGCCCGGUGCUGCAGAAAGAAAGUGAAAGGGAAAAAGAACUGCGGGGAGGCGGGGAGGUAGGAUGACCAGGGGACGAGCUGCCACAGACUUGCCGCGGCCCCAGAGCUGGCGGGAGGGAGAGGCCACCAGCAGCGCGCGCGGGAGCCGGGGGAACAGCGGCAGCUCACAGUGUGCCAUCAUGGAGGUGGGGCCGCUAGAAGGCGGCUACCUGGAGCUCCUUAACAGCGAUGCUGACCCCUUGUGCCUCUACCACUUCUACGACCAGAUGGACCUGGCUGGAGAAGAAGAGAUUGAGCUCUACUCAGAACCCGACACAGACACCAUCAACUGUGACCAGUUCAGCAGGCUGUUGUGUGACAUAGAAGGCGAUGAAGAGACCAGGGAGGCUUAUGCCAAUAUCGCGGAACUGGACCAGUAUGUGUUCCAGGACUCCCAGCUGGAGGGCCUGAGCAAAGACAUUUUCAUAGAGCACAUAGGACCGGAUGAAGUGAUUGGUGAGAGUAUGGAGAUGCCAGCAGAAGUUGGGCAGAAAAGUCAGAAAAGACCCUUCCCAGAGGAGCUUCCGGCAGACCUGAAGCACUGGAAGCCAGCUGAGCCCCCCACUGUGGUGACUGGCAGUCUCCUAGUGGGACCAGUGAGCAACUCCUCCACCCUGCCCUGCCUGCCAUUGUCUGCGCUGUUCAACCAGGAGCCAGCCUCCGGCCAGACGCACCUGGAGAAAACCGACCAGAUUCCCAUACCUUCCUCCAGUUCCUCGUUGAGCUGCCUGAAUCUCCCUGAGGGACCCAUCCAGUUUGUCCCCACCAUCUCCACUCUGCCCCAUGGGCUCUGGCAAAUCUCUGGGGCUGGAACAGAGGUCUCCAGUAUAUUCAUCUACCAUGGUGAGGUGCCCCAGGCCAGCCAAGUACCCCCUCCCAGUGGACUCACUGUCCACGGCCUCCCAACAUCUCCAGACCGGCCAGGCUCCACCAGCCCCUUUGCUCCAUCAGCCACUGACCUGCCCAGCAUGCCUGAACCUGCCCUGACCUCCCGAGCAAACAUGACAGAGCACAAGACGUCCCCCACCCAAUGCCAGGCAGCUGGAGAGGUCUCCAACAAGCUUCCAAAAUGGCCUGAGCCAGUGGAGCAGUUCUACCGCUCACUGCAGGACACGUAUGGGGCCGAGCCCGCAGGCCGCGAUGGCAUCCUGGUGGAGGUGGAUCUGGUGCGGGCCAGGCUGGAGAGGAGCAGCAGCAAGAGCCUGGAGCGGGAACUGGCCACCCCGGACUGGGCAGAACGGCAGCUGGCCCAAGGAGGACUGGCUGAGGUGCUGUUGGCUGACAAGGAGCACCGGCGGCCGCGUGAGACACGAGUGAUUGCUGUGCUGGGCAAAGCUGGUCAGGGCAAGAGCUAUUGGGCUGGGGCAGUGAGCCGGGCCUGGGCUUGUGGCCGGCUUCCCCAGUACGACUUUGUCUUCUCUGUCCCCUGCCACUGCUUGAACCGUCCGGGGGAUGCCUAUGGCCUGCAGGAUCUGCUCUUCUCCCUGGGCCCACAGCCACUCGUGGCGGCCGAUGAGGUUUUCAGCCACAUCUUGAAGAGACCUGACCGCGUUCUGCUCAUCCUAGACGCCUUCGAGGAGCUGGAAGCACAAGAUGGCUUCCUGCACAGCACGUGCGGACCGGCACCGGCGGAGCCCUGCUCCCUCCGGGGGCUGCUGGCCGGCCUUUUCCAGAAGAAGCUGCUCCGAGGUUGCACCCUCCUCCUCACAGCCCGGCCCCGGGGCCGCCUGGUCCAGAGCCUGAGCAAGGCCGACGCCCUAUUUGAGCUGUCCGGCUUCUCCAUGGAGCAGGCCCAGGCCUACGUGAUGCGCUACUUUGAGAGCUCAGGGAUGACCGAGCACCAAGACAGAGCCCUGACGCUCCUCCGGGACCGGCCACUUCUUCUCAGUCACAGCCACAGCCCUACUUUGUGCCGGGCAGUGUGCCAGCUCUCAGAGGCCCUGCUGGAGCUUGGGGAGGACGCCAAGCUGCCCUCCACGCUCACGGGACUCUAUGUCGGCCUGCUGGGCCGUGCAGCCCUCAACAGCCCCCCCGGGGCCCUGGCAGAGCUGGCCAAGCUGGCCUGGGAGCUGGGCCGCAGACACCAAAGUACCCUACAAGAGGACCAGUUCCCAUCCGCAGACGUGAGGACCUGGGCGAUGGCCAAAGGCUUAGUCCAACACCCCCCAGGGGCCGCAGAGUCCGAGCUGGCCUUCCCCAGCUUCCUCCUGCAAUGCUUCCUGGGGGCCCUGUGGCUGGCUCUGAGUGGCGAAAUCAAGGACAAGGAGCUCCCUCAGUAUCUAGCAUUGACCCCAAGGAAGAAGAGGCCCUAUGACAACUGGCUGGAGGGCGUGCCACGCUUUCUAGCCGGGCUGAUCUUCCAGCCUCGCGCCCGCUGCCUGGGAGCCCUAGUCGGGCCAUCGGCGACUGCCUUGGCGGACAGGAAGCAGAAGGUGCUUGCGAGGUACCUGAAGCGGCUGCAGCCGGGGACACUGCGGGCGCGGCAGCUGCUGGAGCUGCUGCACUGCGCCCACGAGGCCGAGGAGGCUGGAAUUUGGCAGCACGUGGUGCAGGAGCUCCCCGCCCGCCUCUCUUUUCUGGGCACCCGUCUCACGCCUCCUGAUGCACAUGUACUGGGCAAGGCCUUGGAGGCGGCGGGCCGAGACUUCUCCCUGGACCUCCGCAGCACUGGCAUUUGCCCCUCUGGAUUGGGGAGCCUCGUGGGACUCAGCUGUGUCACCCGUUUCAGGGCUGCCUUGAGUGACACAGUGGUGCUGUGGGAGUCCCUGCGGCAGCAUGGGGAGACCAAGCUACUUCAGGCAGCAGAGGAGAAGUUCACCAUUGAGCCUUUCAAAGCCAAGUCCCUGAAGGAUGUGGAAGACCUGGGAAAGCUUGUGCAGACUCAGAGGACGAGAAGUUCCUCGGAAGACACAGCUGGGGAGCUCCCUGCUGUUCGGGACCUAAAGAAACUGGAGUUUGCGCUGGGCCCCAUCUCAGGCCCCCAGACUUUCCCCAAACUGGUGCAGAUCCUCACGGCCUUUUCCUCCCUGCAGCAUCUGGACCUGGAUGCGCUGAGUGAGAACAAGAUCGGGGACGAGGGUGUCUCGCAGCUCUCAGCCACCUUCCCCCAGCUGAAGUCCUUGGAAACCCUCAACCUGUCCCAGAACAACAUCACUGACCUGGGUGCCUACAAACUCGCCGAGGCCCUGCCUUCACUCGCUGCAUCCCUGCUCAGGCUAAGCUUGUACAAUAACUGCAUCUGCGACGUGGGAGCCGAGAGCCUGGCUCGUGUGCUUCCGGACAUGGUGUCCCUCCGGGUGAUGGACGUCCAGUACAACAAGUUCACGGCUGCCGGGGCCCAGCAGCUCGCUGCCAGCCUUCGGAGGUGUCCUCAUGUGGAGACGCUGGCGAUGUGGACGCCCACCAUCCCAUUCAGUGUCCAGGAACACCUGCAACAACAGGAUUCACGGAUCAGCCUGAGAUGAUCCCAGCUGUGCUCUGGACAGGAUUUGCACGUUGGCUGCCAAAGCUGAUCAGCAGCGGGCUUUGUGAAGAUGCCUGGUCUACCAUGUGCCUCCAGCUCAUCACACCCAAGACUCCCUGAGGCCUCUGGAAGGGCAGCACUUGCCUAGUGCCUUCCUCCAGGUCCUGCCACAUCCAAGAACCACCUGGACUAUUAUAUACUUAGUAUUUUAAACCAACGUACUUUUUAAAUUCCAAUUUUUUAAUAAGAUCAUUUAUGUCACUAUAUAACACCCAAAGCAGUAGAAUUUGUCAUACACAGAAGGCAAUGCUAAAAAUACAAUGAAAAUGGAACCAGGAAGUCUAGAUUGAUACCCUUGGCCUGUACAACUGAGCCUGGUGUCAGUCAAAAGGGCAAAGCAGUAGGUACUCAGGGGGUGUCAGGGCCCUGAAAGCCGAUCUGAUCUGCUGCUGUGUAUUCACUGCCGCCCUGGGACGCCUCCAGCAGACCACCUCACUGGGGGAAGCAUCAGGACAGUGUGGCCAGGAGCCCAAUGCUGCCAUCUCAUAGAUGGGUAUCUGAGGUGAGUCAUCGAACUUCUGCAAGCCUCAGUUUCCUCCCUUGUCUAAUGGAACGCUCCUUGGCAGCUUCACAGGGUGAUGCUUGGGGCAAGUGAUGGAGAUGUGGGAGAGGCAGUUAUUUUUAACCACCCAGCCAAGCCCCUUGCCAGGAGGGACUCCCAGGAAUGAAGCCUUACCCUGGAGGGAGUUCCCCGCCACUCCAAGCUUGGGGCCUGGAAUGGCAGCUGUGAGGGCACCAGCAUCAUCUGGGAACUCACUGGGUACCAAUUAUCACCGCCCUUGGGCUACUUCAAAGGGUGCCCACACAGACACACCCUCCUUGGUAACCAGUCCUCAGGAGGAAGGGCACCCAAGGAAAGAGGGAAGGCUUCCUGGGCUAGAGCCCCUUCAGGGUCUGACACGCCAUUGACACUGACCACGUCAUUCAUUAAGCAAGCACCGACUAUACAUCAUUCACUAUCCCAAUCUAAUUUGCACAAGCCCUUAGGCAGGUGCUGCUAUUAUCCCUGUUUUACAGAGAAGGAAACCGAGGCUUAGAAGAUGAAGUCUGAGGUGUUGGUGGAGCUGGGAUUUAAACCAAAAUGUGUCCAACUGCAAAGCAUGUCAGCAACAAUUUUAGAGGUUACACGGAGGUGACCCUAAGUAACAAGGAAUCACAUAUAGUGAGCAAGCAAUUUGCUUUUCAGUUUUUGGUCAAUCGUUAUGAUUAUUUAGAGGAGAAAGUUCAGUUUGGUGCUGGUAUAUCUUAUGUUUAUCACCUGACAGUUGUUAAUCUCUUUUUAACAAAGAGAGCAGGCCAAGGCCCUGUGUCUUUAGCUGGCUUUGGUAUUUGGCCAAAAGUUAAUGACUUUGGCAGUUAGUGUUUUUAUCCAUGCCAAAUGAUGAUGAUUUUCUCUUUAGUGACAGACAUUUUUUAAAAAAUAAAUUCACAUAAAAAAGUAGUUUUACAGAUGAAGCACUAAAACUAGUGUAUUUCAUCUUAAACUGCAAAUUAUAAAGGGAAUAAUAGUAACUUAACAGCAGAGAGACCUGGCAGACACCACCUUCACCAACUGAUCAAAGUUAACAUCGCCAGAAAGGGAACAGAUGACAUGUGCCUCUCGAUAAGAUGCACUGAAGACACACACUCACUUCUGCAAUAUUCCUGCCAAGAAUGCCUCAUCUGAAUCUAAUCUCGAGUAUAACCAUCAGACAAACCCAAAUUGACAGACAGUUUACAAAACACCAGCGUUGUACUCUUCUAAUAUGUCAAUGUCACAAGAGAUAAAGACAGACUGAGGAGCUGAUCCAGACUGAAGAAGGCUCGAAAUUAAUGCAAAAGCUCAUCUGGGAUUGCAUCCUGGACCUCAACUCUCCCCUUUUUAUUGUUAAGGGACACUAUUGGGACAAUUUUUUUUUUUUUCUUUUUGAGACAGGGUCUUGCUCAGUCGCCCAGGCUGGAGUGCAGUGGUGCAAUAAUAACUUGCUGCAGCCUUGAACUCCCGGACUCAAGCGAUCCUCCUGCCUGAGCCUUCCGAGUAACUGGGACUAUGGGCAUGUACCACAACACCUCACUAUUUUUUUUUUUCCUACUUUUUGUAGAGACAGGGUCCCACUAUGUUGCCCAGGCUGGUUUCAAACUCAAGUGAUCCUUCCACCUCAGCCUCCAUAAAAUUUGAAUAAAGUUGUAGAUGAGAUUGGUCAUAGGAUUGUAUAGUGUAUCAAUAUUAGAUUUGCUGAUUUUCACAACCCUACUGUGGUUAUGCAAAUUUGUCCUUGUUCUAAGGAAAUAAACACUGAAUUAUUUAGGAGUAAACGUGCAUAAUGAACUCAUUUUCAAAUGCUUAUGAAAAUUACACAUAUACACGUGUGUGCAUAUACACAGGCAUGCAUAUACAGAGGGAAGUGCAUGCAUGUGUACGUGAGCAAAGGGCUAAUUGGUGCAACUGGUGAAUUUGGGUGGGCAUUCUUCGUGCUCUUGCAACUUUUCUGUAAGUGUGAAAUUAUUUCAUAACAGAGGUUUUUGUUUGUUUGUUUGUUUGUUUUUAAUUCAGGAAAAAGUUGCAAGAGUGCGUAUGAAACAGGCCUGGCAGAAACUAUGAGCUGGUGUUCCAAGGUCGGGGAUGGGGAGCCCUCACUGGAGGCACCCCUCAAACCCUCAGUGCUGUGGCCAGGGAACCGGGCUGGCAGUCUUACUUGGCUUUAUUCCCUCGGCCUCCACUUCCCCAUUCUGUGCCUCUGUUUAUUUGUGAGACGGGGAUAAAGAGGUCUGCCACUUUUAUUGUGAUCUUAGGUUUCCCAAAAGCAGAGUAUGCUUUCAAAAGUUCUGGGAGGAAAGCUAGCAGAUAAACCAGAAAUAUGAAUAUCCAAAUUGAGAGAAGCCCUCACUUUCUUAGUUCAGCAAAACAGACACAUGAGCUGUAAGUGGGGCAGACCCUGCCUGUUUCUUGGCUGAAAUCUCCAGUUUGUAUAAUUCGGGGCUAAGAGAGCGGGGCCCUUGACAUCUCACUGUCUUGAGACACAUACUGGGAUUUUCUCCUGUCUGAAGACGCAGCUGGCACCAAUGUACCCUGUGGCCAAGGACCUUCUAGGUGAGCCUCAUGUCAGGAGCAGAGCUGGAGAGGUGGCCAGGCCUGGGGGUAUACUUGCCUCCCUGUGUCACCAUUGUCUGUCUCUUGCUUAGAUGACAGCCACAGCUUCCUGGCCUGGUUUCCUGCAUCCGCCCUGACCCCUGGCUGUGGGAUCUCCCAUAACUUGAAUCUGACUGUGUCCCUGCGGAAGGUUUGGGUUUCUGACCUGGGCAGCUAUAUGUCCAGCACAGGCGUUCUGCUGAUAGCACAGGCCACAAAUUGGCAAGGAGGGACCAGGUUAGGAAGAAGCAGCUGUGGUUCCUAGUUGGGAGAUAACUGAAGCCUAGGAAAUCCUGGAAUAAGAUAGACCAAUGCGUCUGAUAACCCUCAGUUCCAAAUCUGAGCUGCACCAGGACAAGCCGACUCUGGUGGCAAUGUUCUCCAGUCUCUGCAUUUUCAGCUCGCUGUGUGCCAAGAGAGGGCUGGCAGGUACCAGCAGCUUUCACUUUCAUUAGGAACCAGGAUGAAUAAUCCAACUGAGCUGCCUCUGCACCAGAACUGCUGGGACAUGAGGACUCUCCCUGGCUCCCAAGCCAGCCACUGCGGCCCUUUCUUCUGGGAAGGAGGGAGCUCCCGAUUCCCCAUUCCCUGCUCCUGGGCAACAAUUAACACCCUAGGAAAACCACAGAACCAGCUCUCCAGGGUUCUGGUGCCUUGGGGACCACAGGGCAGCAAGAAAGGUCUCCUAAGGGUCCUGGGGCUGGGAAGGCAGAGUGGGAAGUCUCCCCCAGCUAGGCUAGACCUGGACCUCCCUGACACUCAGGCAGCCUAUCCUCUUCUGCUCAUGGGAUACAAAUAUUCUUGCACGAGUACAGGUGCAGGUUUGUACAUUCGCAAGGGCAUGGGUAUAACACGCUUUCCAUUGUAUCUGACUAUGAAUAUGAGUGGUUAAUAUUAAUACAUCUCUUACUACAUACAAGGAGGUCUAAGUGCUUUAUGUAUAUAUCACUUAAUCCUCACAACAAGGGAGAUUUUCAUUAUUUCCAUCUUCUAGAAGAGGAAACCAAAGUACAGGGAGGUUAAGCAGCAUGCCCAAGGUCACAGCUACCCUGGGAUGUGAACCCAGGGCCCUGGCUCUUAACCAUGACCCUAAUACUGCCUCCUCAAGUAGGUGCUCAGCAAAUGUUUGAGGAACUGAAUUAUGUGGGUCCACACAUAAGAGAAAAAAAAAGCGGCAGCAAAAGUGGGUGCACCUGUUCAUCUUGAGAUUCAUCCUGGGCCCCACUGCGUGACAUGCUCCACGCCCUUAGUCACUGUUUCCUGGAUUGGCGUGUGGGGAACACAUGUGACCACAGGAGAAUGGCUGAGAAAGAGCAGGACUGACUACCGGCGUUCCCCUGCCUAUGGAAAGGGGCCUGGAGAUGAGGCUCGGUCAGAUCAUCUUGAGGCCUUUCCUGGCGGCUUCCCUGCUGCUAGCCACCCCUCUCAUACCCUGGGGUUCUGAGCUUCCUCGGCACUUGAGGGCAAGGCCUCCUUCACUUGGAUUUGAGGGUGGGGAGGAAGGAAGGCUGUGCAUGGCUUCCACCACUUCUCCAGGCCUCCCCACUUCCCAGGGUCAGGCCCUGACGCCCCGAGAGCUUUGCAAGGGUGUCCCUGAGAGAUACUUCCUGGUGUUUCUGCUUAAACAGCGUUUGCUGCAAAAUAUGUCGAAGCAUUUGGGAUUCAGUUUUUAGUUCAGAAUAUGCCAAUGUUUUCAUUUGGAAGGGGAAGUGUUUCUGUUGAUGUGGUAAAGAGAUAAAAUAAGACGUUCUUCACCAAGUUACGCUGCUUCAAAGUCAAAUGCUUAGCUUGGAGACAGGGAUUUAUCUUGGGAUCGCAGGGCCUUAGCACAUGGCCUGGAAGAAGAGCAGGCACGGUCAAAGUCUGUUGAAUGAGAGAGUGCAUGUGCAAAGGGCCUACACCCAGGAGUGCGAUAGAAUCAAUGCUCAGUACAGAUUUUGAAUGGAUUCCAUAGGUUCUACUUUCGAGAGUUGUUCUCAGUCUGUUCAUGUUUCUCUAUCUUCACUAAACUCCCCUCAUCCAAGCCUCUGUCACCUCUGGCCUGGACAACUAACAGCAUCCGAGGUGGUGGCCCUGCUUCCCCUCUUACCCCUCAGCUCAUUCUGUCCACAAUUGCCAGAGUCAUUUUUGCAAAAUGGGAAUGGGAUUGUGUCAUCUCCUGCC
This is a messenger RNA of Pongo pygmaeus (Bornean orangutan), 10319 nucleotides long. RefSeq names its product class II major histocompatibility complex transactivator (gene CIITA). The record is from RefSeq and is a predicted model, not a curated record. Gene Ontology annotation, biological process: positive regulation of MHC class II biosynthetic process; positive regulation of MHC class I biosynthetic process; positive regulation of transcription by RNA polymerase II. The transcript has 20 exons. The coding region runs from base 1548 to 4988 and encodes 1146 amino acids. NCBI's taxonomy places the organism in Eukaryota, Metazoa, Chordata, Mammalia, Primates, Hominidae. Gene Ontology annotation, molecular function: ATP binding; protein binding.